AUGCCAACCGUCUUGCUGCCGUCAUCGGCUGCCGCGUUUGCGCCGCGGUCCUCCCCCAACGUGGUAUUGAAUACCAGGGUUGAACCCUGGCUAACGGCAACCUUGAAGCGAGUCAACCGGGUGAAGCGACCUCUGAACAAUGUGACGCAGCACACCCGAUGCUUAACGGAGACUCUUUCCUCGCCGAACGCCAUCUGGACGUUGUGUUCCAUGAUGUUCCCGAAGGCCCCCGAUUCGGAACUCAGAAAGGACGAAAACCCUCUGGUGGAGGCGCUAUUCAACUAUGAGAUGGUCCACAUGGAAGCAUACGUGGUGCAUGUCGACAUGGUGUCGCAAAACGAGGUGGCCUUCAAGCUGACACCGGAGACAAUCGAAGCGUUGGUCGAUUUUCACAAGGACAUCUACUCCGUCGACAUGGCGGCCAGCACCUGGGAUUGGUCCGAGAAGGAUAGUCAGCUAAAGAAGCUCCAAGAGGAAUUUGUCCAGGCCGCGAACAAGUUUGUCUACCGGACCAGCGCCCAGGCGCUGGAGGGGCUCGAGGAGGACGGUGCUGGAGAGCUGCUCGGCGGACGAAGUGACGAGGCUAAGGCGGCCAUCACCAACCUUUUCGUUUCGUUGCUUCCGCCACCGCCUCGCGUGGUCGACGUUGUUCGUCCAGCGCCUCUUCUCCCCAGCUCGACUACACCGGAAACGUGGUGGCAGGACCCCAUGCAACAACCCGUGUCGGUGGACUCGUGGAAAGUACUUCCAUCCAGCCCAGCAACCGCCAGCACCGAUGAUUCUAAUCCGAAUGUGUGGGCCAGCCUGAACAGCAUCAAUGAUACUCAAUAUGCAUCCCCAACCCCGUCCUACAGCCAACCCUACGACACGUCACCGUACAACACGACGCAGUACUACAGUGCGGCCGCCACGUCGGCCGCCAUCGCCUCCCUGCCACUUCCUAGCAUGCUGAUUCUGCCUUGCAGCACGGCAGCGAACAUGAUAGGGUUUGGCUGGGGGGAUCGAUACGAUUUCGCGCUGCCCUACGGAACCACGAUGUAA
Molecule: messenger RNA, 1041 nt
Organism: Aspergillus campestris IBT 28561
Lineage: Eukaryota; Fungi; Ascomycota; Eurotiomycetes; Eurotiales; Aspergillaceae
Exons: 1
Coding region: 1-1041 (346 amino acids)
Source: RefSeq, a predicted model, not a curated record